GAACUUAAUAGAAGUUGUAGUAAAAAUGUCAAAGCUGAGUUUGGACGGCUUUUUUUCCUACUGCAAGCAAAUAGCAGAACAUAUACAAUUGGGGGAGAGAAUGGCGUCAUUAUCCGGACAGGGCACUCCAAAGCUGACAUCUUCAGUCGGCAACUUGUACUACGAUUCGAUCCUCCCUUACCGCGAGGAUGCUCAGCCGCAGACGCGAGAGUUCUUGGCCAGGGUCGUCGAUGUACUCCUCGACUUCAUCCAUCAGGUCAACGAUAGGAACGAGAAGAUCUUGGAAUUCCGCAUGCCGGAGGAGAUGAGCAAGAUGUGCGAUUUCCAGCUGCACGAGGAGCCGCUGCCGCUGAAGCAGCUGCUGGAAGACUGCAAGCUCGCGCUCAAGUGGCAGGUCAAAACUGGUCACCCUCACUUCUUCAACCAGCUGUCCUGCGGGCUGGACAUCAUCUCCCUGGCUGGGGAGUGGCUGACGGCUGCAGCCAACACCAACAUGUUCACGUAUGAAAUCGCGCCUGUGUUCAUCUUGAUGGAGAAUGUGGUGCUGGAGAAGAUGAGGAACAUGAUCGGGUGGAGGACUGGAGACUCUAUAUUGGCGCCUGGUGGUUCUAUUUCGAACCUGUACGCGUUCCUGGCAGCCCGGCACCGCAAGUUCCCGCAGUACAAGGAGAAGGGACUCUCCAGCAUCCCCGGACAGCUCGUCAUGUUUACCUCCGAUCAGUGCCACUAUUCAGUGAAAUCGUGUGCGUCUGUGUGCGGUCUGGGCACUGAUUACUGCAUCUGUGUGCCGUCCGACGAGCGCGGGCGCAUGAUACCCACCGAACUGGAGCGGCUUGUGAAGUACCACAAGGAUAGGGGCAAUGUCCCAUUCUUCGUGAACGCGACCUCGGGAACAACAGUGCUGGGUGCUUUCGACCCGCUCGAAGAGAUCGCUGACAUCUGCCAGAAGUACGACAUGUGGAUGCAUGUUGAUGCUGCAUGGGGCGGUGGUCUUCUGUUCUCCAAGAAGUACCGUCACCCUCGCCUCACUGGCAUCGAGAGGGCUGACUCGGUGACGUGGAAUCCGCACAAGCUGAUGGGCACCCUGCUGCAGUGCUCCACCGUGCACUUCAAGUAUGAGGGUAUCCUGCUCAACUGCAAUGCCAUGUCUGCGGAGUAUCUGUUCAUGACGGACAAGAUCUACGACCCCAAGUACGACACAGGCGACAAGGUCAUCCAGUGCGGACGACAUAAUGAUAUCUUUAAGCUGUGGCUGCAGUGGCGUGGAAAGGGUACCUCGGGCUUCGAGCGCCACAUGGACCGGCUGAUGGAGCUGGCCGAGUACCAGGUGCGCCGCAUCAAGGAACAGCCUGACAAGUUCCACCUCAUCCUUGAACCUGAGAUGGUGAACGUGUCCUUCUGGUAUCUGCCCAAACAGCUGCGCGGCCUGCCGCAUGAUUCCCACAAAGAGAUUAAGCUCGGCAAGGUUUGCGCCAAGCUCAAGGGCAAAAUGAUGCAGGCUGGUACACUGAUGGUUGGCUACCAACCUGACGACCGCCGUCCCAACUUCUUCCGCAGCAUCAUAUCCUCAGCAGCCGUUACCGAGAAAGACGUCGAUUUUAUGCUCUCAGAAAUGGAUCGCCUCGGACAAGAUAUCAUUGUCGACUAAAAGCUUUAACUGUUAACAUUUUGGUCUCACGGCGGAGACUUUCCUUCAUAUUACGUCGUAUGUUGGCACUGUUUCAAUGUUGUUUUUCAAUGAGAGAUAUUCAAAACUGAAUUAAAUAUAGGCAUGGUAACCAGUUUUGGAUCUUAUGAACGAAGGUAGGUAUAGUGUGGAAAGUGGUCAACAGUUGUUGAAGUUUACAUGUGAAUUUCUUCUCUGUGUCUAUUUAUUAAUCACACUGUCGUGUGAUUUGUUUCUGAAAUGUCUCGCCGCCGAUACCAAAUAUUAUAUGAAUAAUUAAUUAUAUGUUACGUACAUGUAUCGAAUGAUAUAGUAAUUUAUUUAUCUAGAUGUUAUCUGCUGUAAAAAUGCAUAGCUGUCUUAGGUGUGCACUGGAGACUGGACAGAAAUUUUACUCAUAACUCGACACGCUUCACUAACGCCAUCUAUUGAGGGAUAGCUCAACAAAUUUCAUGUAAUUUUACAACAAUUGAAUAUUUUAUUUGUC
Molecule: messenger RNA, 2153 nt
Organism: Spodoptera exigua (beet armyworm)
Lineage: Eukaryota; Metazoa; Arthropoda; Insecta; Lepidoptera; Noctuidae
Source: the annotation of a GenBank genome assembly